AUGGACUCUUCCCGAAAGCUUGACUCUCCAUCCUCCUCAUACUCAAGGAGAUCCCCUGAGGAUGAAUCCCCUACCCAUGAGUCAUCUCCAAGUGCUAAUCGCGAAUCUUCCUGUGACUAUGAGACACAUGUCGAUCCCAUCGAGUUAAUCGAUGAGCUGGGCGACUUGCAACAAGCGUCCACUCUUAUGCUGAACAUGCUGAUCUCCGACCACAAGCGCCCGGCACUCGCUGUAAAGUUCGCCCAGGAGGCACGUCUAGCGGGUCCUAACGAAUCUACAAAUCGGCGUCUCACCAAAUUGGAUGCCAAACUGAGAGAACGCAUGGGUAAAUUUACCGAAAACAUGUUCAUCGAUGUGACCGGCGUAGCCGAAAUGAUUCCGUCGCUUACCAAAAAUGGUAAAAUAUACUGGGCACCCACACCGAUCCUGUACAGUGCAAACUGUGCUCGGCUUGCCCUGGAGGUGCUCUUUGCAAUUCCCAAGUCUGAGGAUGCGAAAGAGACCGUGCGGGCCCUUGAAGGCAUAUUUCCUGCUUCAUUCGUACCUCCACAACUCAGCGAAAAGCUUGAGGGUGCUGUGUUUGAUCUAGCUUUAGAGAUCCGCACUCAAUUUUUUAUUGCCGAAUUGGAGACACGCCAAAAGGAGAAGGUGUUUGACCCGGCUGCCACUCUACAACAAGUCUUCAAAGAACAAGUGGGAAGUAAAGACAACUUUGUUCGCUAUAUUAGGGGAUUCGCCUCGACUUCCCAGUUCCUGAAUGGAGACAACCGCAUGCCGACUCGUUUCCACGAUAAAGUGUUGGAGAGAGUGCAGGACCUGGAGGACUUGCUUCUCAUCGUCAUCUUCGAAGACAAGUUGGACAUUACAGAACUAAUGUCUGCAUACCCCUGGACCCGCAUCGUGUUGAAUACCGCACGCCUUCUGGCAGCUGUCAGCGACAGCCUGAAGUCGAGUGUUAAGUCCCAGCCAUCAGUUGAGGACGUGACACCUGAUCUCAUCAAAAAGAUCAAUGACCGGUCCUUUGAAAUUCCCGGCACUGACAAUAGCAUGAUAGAAAAACUCUCUGCCUUGGGUGAAUUGCAAGAGAACUCUCGUUUAGAUACUACCCUUGCAGAGUCUGAGACCCUCGUCGAUAGUUUCCACUUGGAAGAUGAGCUUGACAAUGAUACGCCUGAAAGUCAUCCCGAGACUCAUCGCGAGGAACAUCCCUCGAAGCGCCCUACGACACAUCUUGAGACUCACUCACCCGCCAGCUCAGAUGACAUAUACGAAACAAUCUUAAAAGGUCGCCAACAUCUUUCACAGCGUCGAACUAAUGGGCCGCCACGUCAAAGUAGCAGUGGCAACAUUUUUGCGGCUCAGAAAUCAGCAACACGGCCAAGCGUCCUCGUGCUGACUCUAGCACACAACCCGAAGAUGAGCGACAACACUCCGUACGACGCACGGAAGCAGUUACCCGGCCCACUGAGCCGGGACCGCGACACUGCGUGGGCUGCUCGGAACACUUCUCGUGAGGCCGAGAAUCCCACACGGGCUCCUCGUCAAGGUCAUAGUGCUCAUUGGACAACAGAAGAGGAUCAACGGCUCCUGGACUUGGUGGGCACCCACGGAUUCAAAUGGGCCCUUAUCCUCGAAGCAGACCGAGAAUGCCCAGCCGUAGAUGGCGGUCCGGUCUUCAAGCCUUAUCGACAAGCGCAAGCUCUGAAGGACCGCGCCCGAACUGUCGCCAGAAAUUAUUAUGAUUCUGGACAACCUAUCCCACAACCGUUUGUGGGUAUAAAACUGGGUAAAAACUAUCCAAAGAACCGUUAA
Molecule: messenger RNA, 1812 nt
Organism: Penicillium taxi
Lineage: Eukaryota; Fungi; Ascomycota; Eurotiomycetes; Eurotiales; Aspergillaceae
Exons: 4
Coding region: 1-1812 (603 amino acids)
Source: RefSeq, a predicted model, not a curated record